Messenger RNA from Gaeumannomyces tritici R3-111a-1, 207 nucleotides. RefSeq lists its product as hypothetical. Bases 1 to 207 code for a protein of 68 amino acids. NCBI's taxonomy places the organism in Eukaryota, Fungi, Ascomycota, Sordariomycetes, Magnaporthales, Magnaporthaceae. The record is from RefSeq and is a predicted model, not a curated record. The transcript has a single exon.
AUGGCGGCCGUGGUACCCUUGAGACCCGAGGUCGCGUGUAUCAGCACUCUGCUGUCGCAGAAGGAGAUGGUCUCAGAUAGAGUGGCGGCCUCGGCCAGGAAGGAAGGCCAAGGACGAGACCAGCGCAGGCCUGAUCUACCGGCCUGCCUUGGCCGGGCUGCCGUUUCGAGGCUGCCAACUUCUUUUUCCGGGCAGAUGCCCAGCUGA